This is a messenger RNA of Mizuhopecten yessoensis (Yesso scallop), 3542 nucleotides long. RefSeq lists its product as uncharacterized. NCBI's taxonomy places the organism in Eukaryota, Metazoa, Mollusca, Bivalvia, Pectinida, Pectinidae. The record is from RefSeq and is a predicted model, not a curated record. Bases 1149 to 2876 code for a protein of 575 amino acids. The transcript is spliced from 3 exons.
UCUACCUUACAGCACGCACCCAGCAGCUCUCUGCAACAGUGACAGCUGCCAAAGGUCUGCCUGUAUAACUGGGUACGUGUUUCCAUUUGGACGUGGUAUCCACUUACUCAAUAUGACUCUAACACUUCGUAGUCAGGCAUCAAUGGUGGAGCUGUAACUGAAGGAUUGAAUUUGUGGGCCAGGUUACAGAAAAAAGAACGUUGAAAUACCCCAGAAAGUAACUUAAAUUAUAUGGGAACUAUGCCUAUUGUAAGGGCAGUGUGUUCAUACGGCUGAAUAAGUAGUUAUUUGUUACUUUGGAAUAUCAGAAACUGUCAGAAACAAAAGCUAAACAUGAUAGUGGUACAGCCGAGGGACCUCGUGAUGUAGACUACAAUUGAAGGAUGGAUUCAAAUUGUCGGUUUACAAAUACAGAACAGUGGUAUCGUGAAACGUGACAGAGACAAAGUCGAUGGGUGAAACGUGACUAAAGAUUAAGAGGAGGUCUGAAUCAGGACAUUGAUUCGGCGGUCUAAAUAUGACAGAUUAAGACAAGAGUUAAGAUGUGAUCGAGACGAAGGAAAGAGCUUGAUCAAUACUAAAGGAAAGGGAUGAAGCAUAGCAGAGGUAAGGAUGAGAUGUUAAACGAGGCAAAAUAAAGGCAAAAGAAGAAAGAAUCGUGGCAGAUAUUUCAACACUUGGUGACUAUUCAAAGAGACAAGGACUAGAAGGAAACGUAAACGGAAUGCACGAGUGAGGAAACAUAAAAGAAGAGGGGGUUUACCGUAUGUAAGGAAAGAGGAUAAAUCCUAAACAAACGAACGAGAAAAAUGUUGUUGAAUGACGUGGAAAGAAAUGUAACAGGCAUUCAAUUAAAUGACAAAAAUUAACAUUGGUGAAUAUGAAAAGUGAAACGUCGCAAGUAAAAGUUUCACACGUAUAAAGAAUAUGGCGGAACAUGAGACAAAGCACCCAAAAAGAGUCAUUUAAUUGAAACUAAUGAAGGAAUUUUGUGUCUUUCCUUUAUGAGGAUUGUUUCAAACUAAAACAGAAGUGGAUAUUUUUACAAUAAAGAGGAAAAUCUGAAAUCAAUACUGUAUCGAGUGAAGACCGAAGUCUCAAAUGAAAUAUUAAUUGUGUUUUGCCUAGACUAUCAACGAUUAAGUAGUAUGGAGAUGGGUUCGAGUGGACUGUUACUGGUGAUGUUACUCCAUGUCUCCAUGGGAUUCUCCGUAUUGAAUUCCAAGCGUUUGUUUCCAACAUCGAUUGGAGGUAGCGGCAGCCGAAUGACGUCAACGAAUGAAGCUAAUGUUGAAGUAAACAUCCACCUAUCAAAUCAAAAAGGUUCGAAAGCAGAUACGGCGUCCUCCAUGGAGGUAAAUAAAAACGUGUUAAUGAAACAAACUGUCGUCAAGCAAUCAAACUAUCAAAAGUCGACAAAGUCGCCUCCCGUCAGAACACGGUUGUUGCCCGCUAUAAUUACUGACCUCGGGGUCGAUGAAACGGCUGAUAUUAUUAAACAAAUACAGCAGCAAAAUGUGGAUAAAAUGUCUGAGGAGGAUGCUAGUUUGAAUAACAUACACAUAUCUAAAGAACACGAUGUAGAUAAUGUAGACGAUGCAAUUGAAACCAACAAAAUGUUCCCAGAACACGUAAGGACUAAGCGUUCUACAAAUGACACAGCCGCUGCGUCAUCUUUUCUUGAUGAUCCAAACAAUGUGGCCAUGUUCAUCGUUCUACCAGCCAUAGUGUUCGUUUAUGGGGGAUGUAUCUGCAUCUACUGUGUACAUAAAUGCCAGGAUUACGUGGAGAGAGUGGAACCCCUAAAGGUUAUCAAACAGAAAGUAUUCGGGCUACCUCCGGAAACUCCCGAGCCGCAUAGCAGAGAAUGGAUGAAAAGGUUCAUGAAACGAAGACGUCCAACAAGUUCGCGGAGUUUACCUGACCCCGAAAGUACGCAAACGAAAGAGUUCGAUACAAGGUCAAUAUUCUCAGACACGGGCAUUUCGUACUUUAGAGAUACUACAAACAAAAGUGCAUUUUCAGAAACGGAUAUAGACUCCGGAGUCCAUUCGGAAGGAAGUCGAGCAAACGAUAACGUGAUUUACGUUGACGCAGAUUCCCCAGACAUUCAAAACUUAAAUGACAUGACCGUGGAAGUGAGACGAGUGGAGACAUCAGAGAUUGCGGUUCAGACUGAAGACAUCCAUAUCACCACCACUUCCUCUUCCGACAUGUGUGUCUUUACAUGUGAAACCGGUACUUCAAUGCAUGAAAAAACCCAACCUAAGAAAAUAAAGAAAAAAUCUAAUAACGUCAGUUCCAGAUAUCUAAGUUGGCUAAGAUCUGCCCGCGAAUUGCGUGAAGUAUUAGACAAUAACACCGAGCCACGAACCCUACACCAAAUGCUUAAAAUUGCGGCGGGGAAAGAAAACACAGAACGGCAAGACGGAACAGAGUCUGACCCGGAAGUGAAUCAACAAAAUACCAAGCAACCAGAAAGAAAGGUCGAAAAGAAACCAGAGCCUAAACGGCAGACCAGUUCUCCAAUAAUCUCUGUAGAACCGUAUCAGAACGAUUCUUCGUACAUAUCUAUUCACAAGAAAAAAGCAAACUUGUUGAAGCAACAUGGAAGCUUUAAAGGGUCGUCAAACGCCGUGACACCCCUAGAGACAAGGCACACGAGUGCCUCAACCUCCUCCUCCCGGGUUACAGACUCACCCCCGGGGGACGGCCCGCCUCCCUAUUACAGAUUAGGGGACGUGAAGGGGCCUUCUUACAUGUCUAUGUAUAAAAAGAAACCGAUUGUUGCAAAAGAAGGUGGGGGAGGUCGAGGAUCUGGAGACGCCACGAAGUAUGUUGGCAUCAACAGUAGUGAUACCGACUCACUAGUGUAAUCAAAUGUUGCUUAGCUACCUUCAUGCAUUCUGUGAUAUGUACAGCAAAAUUUGACGUGUCAGCAAGCACGUGCACACGUAAAUAUGAAAUUCUUUAUGUCAUAUUGUAGUUUAUAUUUAUUUGUAACUGUAGUGAUUCCCAACAUGUUUCUACUCUGUACAGGCCAUGAUUAGUUUUUUUCCUAUGAAAUUUCUCUAUAUCCAUACAAAUUAUUCAUAGAUUAUUGGCAUUUCAGACGGUUAGAAUAUUUUGAUAUUUGUCCUGGUAAUAUUGCAGAAAAGUGUUAACAUAAGAAGUAUGGACCAAGCAAAUCAAGGUCACUAACCCUAACCGAACCAAUUCCAGGUCCCUAACCCUAACCUAACCACCUCCAGGUCACUAACCCUAACCGAACCACCUCCAGGUCACUAACCCUAACCGAACCAACUCCAGGUCACUUACCCUAACCGAACCAAUUCCAGGUCACUAACCCUAACCGAACCAACUACAGGUCACUAACCCUAAUCGAACCAACUCCAGGUCACUAACCCUAACCUAACCACCUCCAGGUCACUAACCCUAACCGAACCAACUACAGGUCACUAACCCUAACCGAACCAAUUCCAGGUCACUAAACCUAACCUAACCACCUCCAGGUCACUAACCCUAACCGAACCAAUUCCAGG